Drosophila virilis is the source of this 3157-nucleotide messenger RNA. It is a transcript of the gene Pak, whose product is annotated as serine/threonine-protein kinase PAK 3-like protein. Gene Ontology annotation, cellular component: cytoplasm. NCBI's taxonomy places the organism in Eukaryota, Metazoa, Arthropoda, Insecta, Diptera, Drosophilidae. Gene Ontology annotation, biological process: protein phosphorylation; regulation of MAPK cascade; intracellular signal transduction. Gene Ontology annotation, molecular function: protein serine/threonine kinase activity; ATP binding. The record is from RefSeq and is a predicted model, not a curated record.
UUAUCGCCAACCGCAUGCGGUCACACUAUUUACAUGUGUCAUGUUUUUUGUAUUUAUUACAAGAAACGUUUUUAAAAUAAAAUGUAAGCUUUCGCAUUGCACAUAAGCGGUCAAAUCGCGCGUAUUCAAGGUAUUUUAAAGGCCAGCUAUCGAAUUAGUUGCGAAAACAAUUGCUUGAUUUGGCUUUGCAUCGCCUGCUGCCUGCUGCCACUGCAGUUUUCUUUACUGUCGGCCAUUUAAAUCGAGAAACUACAACUUUAAGUGAAAACGCGAAAAGAAGACGCUGCGUAAGCAGUUACAAAAAGCCCAGCUAAUGUGUAGUGAAGUGUUAAAGUGAGCUUGAUAAUUACAAAAAAAAAAGGAGGCGGCUGCCUACAUCUACAAAUACAGGCUCCCAAAUCUGAGCACGUUUGAAAAGCGACGUCGCGACGUCGGCAUACAGGGUGUUGCAACAUACAUACCUCUGUUUUGCUAUAAAUCCGAACGGCCGUUUGUUAGACAGCAGCACGAACAGAACAGAUGUCCAGCGAAGAGGAUAAACCACCGGCGCCGCCAGUGCGUCUCACCAGUAAUCGUGGCGGCGUUGGCAUCGAACGUGUUCCCAUCCCCGGCACGGUAGGAACGGGCGGAGCUGGCGGCGUCGGGGAUGCGCCGCCAGUUGAUAUGCGCCCAUUGCCCAAAGAGCCCGACGAUGCGGAUCGCAAGAAGAAGACGCUCAAGAACAAGAUCAAAGGCUCAAAACCCUCGCACAUGGAUUCCAAACCAAAUAUAUCGUAUCCCACUAACUUUGAGCACACUGUCCAUGUGGGCUUUGAUGCAGUCACCGGCGAGUUUACGGGUAUGCCAGAGGCUUGGGCGCGUCUCUUGAUGAACUCCAACAUCAGCAAGCAGGAGCAGAAAAAGAAUCCGCAAGCCGUGCUCGAUGUGCUCAAGUGGUUCGACAAUACAACCAAACAGAGGCCAAGUUCCAAGUACAUGACAAAUGCCAUAACGACGCAUUCGGGAUCUUCGCUGAGCCGCGUGAGCAGCAGUAGUCCCAGCAGCACGCCGACAGACUCAGAGCUGCAUGCCUCAAACAGUGGUGGCAACUUGAUUGGCGUGCAGCUGGGCAGCAUGACAUUGGGUCCCAAUGCGAACAAUGUGUCCGCUGCAGGUCAACUGCUGGGCAAUCACUACCAACAGCAGCAGCAGCAAUUAUUACAGCAGCAACAGCUGCAGAAUCAACAGCAACAGCAGCAGCAACACCAGCAUCAGCAUCACAUUGGCCUGAGUCAAUCGCAUUCGUACAAUUUUGUUGGCCACACAGCCUCCACAUCGACAUCGCAACAUUCAUCUGCCAAUGAGAAUGAUAUGUAUGCAGAUGUUGGCAUGCUGCCGCAGCAGCCGCCGCCGCCGCCAGUUGCAUCCCGGCCUGAGCGCACGAAGUCUAUCUACACGCGACCCAUCGAGGAACUGCAGCCAACACCAAUGCCAGCGGCACCGGCCACAACGCCCACAACGCCACUACAAAACCACAAAACGACAACGGCGGCGGCGUCUCCUCUACUGCUUAACAAUGCCACAACGACGCUGGACAAGAACAAGAACAAUGCAAAUCUGUACCACGAUCCGGCGGCCAACAAUCUCAACGCCUCAGCGUUGGCAGCUACGCCAGCAGCGGGUACACAAAUUGCGGUGCCACAGCAGGCAGCGGGUGCCACAACAACUACGACAACACGUGCCGCCAAUGCCAAGAAGAAGAAAAUGUCUGAUGAGGAAAUACUGGAGAAGCUGCGCACCAUUGUCUCUGUCGGCGAUCCCAAUCGCAAGUACACCAAGAUGGAGAAAAUUGGCCAAGGUGCUUCAGGCACCGUUUACACGGCCAUUGAGUCCUCAACGGGUAUGGAGGUUGCCAUCAAACAGAUGAACUUGUCGCAGCAGCCCAAAAAGGAGCUCAUCAUCAAUGAGAUACUGGUUAUGCGAGAGAACAAGCAUCCUAAUGUGGUUAACUAUUUGGACAGCUAUUUGGUAUCGGAGGAGCUAUGGGUAGUUAUGGAAUAUCUGCCUGGUGGCUCUCUCACCGAUGUUGUUACCGAGACCUGCAUGGAUGAGGGACAAAUUGCAGCCGUUUGUCGUGAGGUGCUGCAGGCGCUCGAGUUUCUGCACGCCAAUCAGGUAAUUCAUCGCGAUAUUAAAAGUGAUAACAUAUUGCUUGGCCUGGAUGGCUCCGUCAAGCUGACUGAUUUUGGAUUCUGUGCGCAAAUUUCGCCGGAACAAUCCAAACGCACAACCAUGGUUGGCACACCCUAUUGGAUGGCUCCCGAGGUAGUCACACGCAAGCAGUAUGGACCCAAGGUCGAUUUGUGGUCGCUGGGCAUUAUGGCUAUUGAAAUGGUUGAGGGGGAGCCGCCUUAUUUGAACGAAAAUCCGCUAAAAGCCUUGUACCUCAUUGCCACAAAUGGCAAGCCGGAGAUUAAGGAAAAAGACAAACUAACGGGCGCAUUUCAAGAUUUUCUAGAUCAGUGUCUGGAAGUGGAAGUGGAGCGGCGCGCCAGCGCCAUGGACCUGCUAAAGCAUCCCUUCCUGAAAUUGGCGCGUCCAUUGGCCAGUCUGACGCCUUUGAUUAUGGCCGCCAAGGAGGCAACCAAGGGCAACUGAUUGACAACCAAAAAACAGCAGCUUAUUUAACCAUUACUAAUGAAUCACUAUUACAAAAAGCAACAGCAGCAGCGAGAACAGCAACAACAACAACCACAGCAACAACAACAACAACAAUAGCAACAAUUUAUGCGUAUAAAUGAACAGAUGAUAAAUUAUUAGUGUUUAUGAUUAUUUAUAUUAACGUAUUUAUAUACAUACACAUAUAUACUUAUUAUAUACAUUAUUAACUACUCGUAACAAAACCGAAAUCAAGGAUCAACUGCAACACACACGUAGCCAAGCGUAGUUCAAUUCACACGGCAACAAUUUGGUUUCCAGUCUAUUUAUGAACAUUUUUUUUUUUUUUAAAUUCAAUGUGUUUCCAAGCCUUGAAAACGUCAGCAAACAUUUUUUCAAUUUUAAUUUUUGCUGCUGAUUUGUUAUACCAAAUUAUCGGGCAUUUUAAAUGCCUUUGAAUUUGUCUUUGAUAAUCGAUACAAAUUCAUUAAACACCUUUAAUUAAACCUACAAAUUAAAA